GUCACAGACCUUGUCAUGUUUUUUUUUCUGUAGUGAAAAUCUGGCAAUACUGCUGAAAAAAGCUCCUCAAAGUUGGUAAAAUAGCCAAGUUUGUGAGUGACUUGUAUUGAAAUUGCGAUGUUAAAGCUUCACAAAACUGGGAAAUUUUACAGAGUGAUGCUUGUAUGCAGGGCUAGAAGUGGGAAGGGGGGAAGGAGGCAUUUGAUCUGUAAAAUGUUCCAACCGUGUUAAAACAUUUUUUGGCUUUUUUUUUUUUAAUUUUUUCAAAAGACUACUGUCAAAAUGUGUCAUUUCACUGAUUUCAAGUUGCUUUUUCUAACAGUGUCAUAACAAUUGAGCUAUUUAGGCAGAAUCUCAACUUUGAAAAGAAAAAUAAAGGAUCCAUCUUAAAUUAUAUUUAAUUCUGUUCGUUGGGUUGCUGACAUUGUUAUUGACUGUCAACCAUUUUCUUAUUUCUCAGAACUGAAGUUCUCAAGCCUUUAUGACCCCAAAUGUAAGUUUUGGACUUUUAUGUCCUGCACCCAUUAUGACCCACCUCCCCCUGAUCAGUUCAAUGAGAAGCUUGUUACAAAGUACAUCAAGGCACACACUGCACUUGGAGGGGGAUACCUGGCACUGUUUGGUACGGGAGGACUGCACACUUGGGCAUCAAGCAUUCAAGAGUUGGUACCAUGUUUUACCAACAGUCAAAUAAUUAACAAGCUAGAGCUGUUUGAUGACAGCGGUGGAAGGGGCACCUAUUGGGCAAAUUACGCCACUGGUCUUGGUGCUUCUAUACAUGAACUUGGACACUGCUUUGAUUUGGCACACACACCCAAGGGAAUUAUGGGCAGGGGAUUUGAUGACAUGAAUAGCGUAUUUACCAUGUGGAGGAAACCACCACCUUCAGGAAAGGACAUUGCAGUAAUAGCAAAGUCUGCUGCUAGUAUCACUGAAGAAAACUCAGCUGACAAACCUUUGGCCACUGUACACGUGUCAACCACAGGCACCCAAGGUGCUGAAGGCCUUGUUCCCACACCUGUUAGCAGUGCCACUAGGAGUCCCUCCUAUGGAAAUGCAAGCAUUGCCACACCCAAUGAGUGGUGCCAUGGGGCACACUGGUAUAGGUCCUCUGCUGUGCUGCUCAGAUAUCACAAAUGGUUGUCCAGUUGUACUCCAGCAGAAGAUGAAAUGGUCAUUAACAAGCCCAUGGUUCACUGGUGUAGUACAGUUUGUGGCCCUGUGGGUAAUUGUGGCGGCUGUCAUCUAAUGAACCAGCUGUUGUUCAACAGUGUCAAGUGGCUUGAGUCUCAGAGUGCUGUGCUGGGUGGUUUUAUUGUCCAUGCUGAUGAGUAUGUUAAUUGCAUACAGAUUAUAGGAAAUCAAGAACCAUCUGAAACUGAUCAUUAUUUGUCUUUUUACCCAGCAGAGUGUCAGGAAGUUCUCUCUGAGCCGCAAGGCACAGAUGGCUUGGGUAAGCGUUAUACCUUCAUCAUCAAUUCCCCGGAUGAAUACAUCACAGCUGUUGACGUCAGAGCUGGAGGAUGGGUUGACGCCAUUAGACUGCAUACGAACUACAAAUCAAGUAUAUGGAUGGGAGGGACGGGUGGAGACCAAUAUCACCUGAGGCCUCCCCCUGGGAGAAAAAUUCUGGGCAUUAUUGGAACAAGUGGAAAGCUAGUUGGAUCGCUUGGAGUUCUUCUUAGCAGGUUAAUUCACUAAAAAGUAUCAAAUAUUAUCCGCACAGCCGUCUACAGCUGUGAUGAGAAUUAUUUUUGUGGUUAGGUAGUCGUCAGAUUUCCUCUCUUGUUAGCCUGACUCACAUACACAUGUGAAUACAUUAUCAGCCGAGUAGAUCCAUAAACAGAUUGUUCCAUCAUUAUUUUGUCUCUUCCUCUUUUCUUGCUCCGUGUAGUUUUCACUAAUUAGUCGAGAAGCACUGGGCAAAUUUUGUGCACAAGUGACACUUAACUGGUAUACUAGUGAGUAUAUGAAAGAUCGUAUAUUUGAACUGCGGAGAAAGAUAUGAAGGCAUGAUUUGAUUGAUCA
Orbicella faveolata is the source of this 2028-nucleotide messenger RNA. RefSeq lists its product as uncharacterized. Lineage: Eukaryota; Metazoa; Cnidaria; Anthozoa; Scleractinia; Merulinidae. The record is from RefSeq and is a predicted model, not a curated record.